Messenger RNA from Linnemannia hyalina, 1338 nucleotides. The record is from the annotation of a GenBank genome assembly. Lineage: Eukaryota; Fungi; Mortierellomycota; Mortierellomycetes; Mortierellales; Mortierellaceae.
AUGGGCGCAUCAGAAGAAGCACGGCUCAAGGACGCCAUCGACUACAUGAAGGAGGCCGACAAGAACACAGAAAAGAGCUGGUUCAAGAAGCCCGAUUGGGACAUCGCAGCACAAUACUACGAGAAAGCAGGCCAAGCAUUCAAGGCUGGAAAGUCAUAUGACCAGGCUGUUCAGGCGUUCAUCAAGGCGUCCGACGCUAUGAUCCAUGCCACCAGUUACUUCAUGGCUGGACGCGCAUUGGAAAACGGAGGCAACAUCGCGCUUCAGAACUUGGGUCAGCCCGAACGCGCUGCUGAUAUGUACAAGCGUGCCAGUGAGCUUUUUAUGCAGAACAUGACACCCGACCGUGCCGCAGAAAUGUUGGAGAAGAGCGCCAAGGCUAUGGAACCCAUCUCGGUUGACCAGGCGAUUGAACUGUACAUUGGAGCUUGCAACAUCUACGAGGGCGAAGAUCGUGCUCGAUACGCAACCGACACCUUUAAGAGAACCAUCGCCUUGCUCGUCAAACACAAACGAUUUGAGAAGGCGACAGAGAUUUUGCAGCGUUUGGGCAAUGUGCAAAAGGAUACUACCAACAAGAUGGCAUACUACAAAACUCUUUUGAGUAUCAUUAUCGUUCAAUUGGCUGCUGGAGAUGAGGUCGAGGCCGGAAAGAGAUUCCAGGCAUACUGCUCGGUGGAUGGAUUUGUUAAGUCGGAGGAAUCAGCAAUUGCACAUCAGAUGUUGGACGCGUUUGAGCACCGUGAUCAGGGCUACUACAACCACGCUGCAGGACUCCAGCAUGUUGGGUUUUUGGACAAUGAGAUUGCUCGCUUGGCCCGGAGCAUUGUCAUCUCGGACGACUUGGUCUCGGGAGGCGGAUACGUUGAACCUAACCAGCCACCCCAGCAGCAGCAAUUCUACCAACAAGGACCUAACCAGCCUCCUCCCCCAUCUGGACAGUACCAGCAGCAGCAGCAGCAGCAGCAGCCGCCAUUCCAGCCACAGCAGCAGCAAUACGACCGAAAGGACGUCUACCAACCACGCCCUUCUCAGCAGCAAUUUACUCCUCAGCACCAACAACAGUCGAGCGGAGGAUACGACAUUUCGCCACCUGCACCAGGCCCACCCGCAUACUCUGACGAGAGGAGUGAGUCUGAUUGGCGCGCAUUGACCGAGAAGCCUGCGUCAUCUACGAAUUCGCCAGCUCCUCACCAGCCCCAUUUGCAGCCUUCGCAGAUGCACCCUGGCCAGGCACCUUCGCCUUCGCGCCAAGAGCAGCAGCGACAGCAGCCACAGCCUGGUGCUCCUCCCAGCCGUAACUAUUAUGAGGAUGACGAUGAUGAUGGUCUUUUGUAG